Messenger RNA from Brassicogethes aeneus, 1711 nucleotides. The record is from the annotation of a GenBank genome assembly. Lineage: Eukaryota; Metazoa; Arthropoda; Insecta; Coleoptera; Nitidulidae.
CUAUACUAUUUCCUUGUUUUAGGAACAAAUAAAGAACAAAUCUAAAACAAAAUGUUAUCAACAAUGAUAAGGGGUAGACUUUUCAACCGUUUCAGGUAUUGGUGUCAAGAGGGGGACAUAAGAAGAAAAAAGAAUUUGGCCAAGCUGACUGCCAUUGGAACAGGAUGUUAUGCCACUUUUGCUCUUACACCAAUUAUUCCAGAUGACAGAAAAAUUAUACAAAAUGCGUUUUUCAAUGUGGAUGGUGCUAUUAGGUUUUUACGCACAUUAAAGAUCGGCAUGACAAUAUCAAUAGACUACUACUUCAGCCAAUUGGGCCUCGACGAGAGCGAUCCCCAAUACAAAACGAUGAUGAGUCGUAUACAUCAAAGGGCAGCGGACCGAAUUUUGCAGGGUUGCUUGCUGAACGGAGGGUCGUACAUAAAAUUAGGUCAGGGAUUAGUGUCCAUGAGUCAAAUUAUUCCCGCGGAGUACGUUAAAACGCUCCGAGCACUUCAAGACAAAUGUCUAGUGAGAAAGAAAAACGAGCUGCAAAAAAUAUUCCAGACGGAUUUCGGAAAAGCGCCCGAGGAAAUUUUUAAUGAGUUUGAAACAACUCCUAUCGCGGCGGCGAGUAUAGCUCAGGUUUACAAAGCAAAAACAAAAGAAAACCAGACUGUAGCCGUUAAAGUACAAUACAUAGACCUACAGGAACGUUUUAAAGGCGACAUUUGGACUAUAAAUCUUUUAUUAAAAAUCGCAGGGGUGAUGCAUCCAAAUUUUAACUUUGAAUGGGUACUUGAGGACCUUACGCAAGCUUUGCAACAAGAGUUGGACUUCAUGCAAGAGGGCAAAAACGCCGAAAGGUGUGCAAACGAUUUAAAACAUCUAAGGUAUAUCCAUAUUCCCAAAGUUUACUGGAAUUACACAAGUAGGAGAGUUUUGGUAACUGAAUUUAUUGACGGGGAAAAAAUAAACGAAGGCGAGAAGUUAAAGAAGGAUGGAUUGUCUUUAGAGGACAUCAAUAAUAAACUGUUCACUGCUUUUGGACAUCAAAUAUUCCAGACUGGAUUUGUACAUGCUGACCCUCAUCCAGGAAACAUUUUAAUAAGAAAAAAGGAUGGUAAAGCCGAGUUAGUAUUACUAGACCAUGGAUUAUACCAAGAAGUAAAACCUAGUGAUAGAGUAUCAUUGAGUUAUAUGUGGAAGGCAAUAGUUUACAAAGAAUAUGUUAACAUGAAAAAGUUUGCAAAUGAAUUAGGAGUUAACAACUAUGAAGCAUUAGCAGAAAUACUGACACAAGCUCCAUUAAGAACACGCGGUUUUAAUCUUAACGCAAAACUUACUGAAGAGGACAUGCAAAAAAUGACCGAAUUCGCUAGAGAAAGAUUUGACAUUAUUAUGGACUGUCUUAAAGAAAUGCCAAGAUCAUUACUUUUGGUUAUAAGGAACCUAAAUACCAUUAGAGCCAUAGCCCAAGACCAUGGAAACCCAAUAGACAGGUACUCAGUAUUGGCAAGAAUGGCCACAAGGACAGCUUUUCAAACUGAUAACAGUUUUAUAAAUAAAUGUUAUAACAUUCCGAAAGUAUGUUACUUUGAAUUUAUUUUGUUGGUAAAUAAGUUAUCUACAUGGUUCACCAGAAUACUUCUUAAAGUAGUAAAUAGAUCUGGAACAGUGGACACACUCAAGAAAUUAUCUAAUCUAAGUAAUGUAUGCUAGAUAUGCCAAU